This is a messenger RNA of Aspergillus heteromorphus CBS 117.55, 1028 nucleotides long. Its product is annotated as ADP-ribosylation factor-like protein. The transcript has 6 exons. Gene Ontology annotation, biological process: protein transport. Gene Ontology annotation, molecular function: GTPase activity; GTP binding. Gene Ontology annotation, cellular component: lysosomal membrane. Bases 270 to 821 code for a protein of 183 amino acids. The record is from RefSeq and is a predicted model, not a curated record. NCBI's taxonomy places the organism in Eukaryota, Fungi, Ascomycota, Eurotiomycetes, Eurotiales, Aspergillaceae.
CGGCCGCGCAGGGGACGACUGACGCUCUGCUCCCUUUCAGAAAGCCCACCCACCCCCACUUAACCUUAGUAGGUACAAAAUUCUCGUGCCAGGAAGUCGAUAUAUUCGCUGACCCGUCGUCGAUCGCCCACCAGCCAGCCGAGACAAGCAGCGCCCUUUCGACCUGCUUCUACCAAGCCUGUCCCUUCCCCCCACCCCUUUAAAUUUGCCUUCACUCCCUCUGUUCUCGUUGUGUUGUCCACGCAGAACGACGUCCCUUUAUCACAAACAUGGCGGGUAUCUUUCGCACGAUCUAUGACUGGCUUCUGAGGAUGUUCUGGGCGACGGAGAUGGAUGUCACCAUGAUCGGGCUGCAAAAUGCUGGAAAGUCCUCGCUGCUGCGCGUGCUUGCGGGCGGCGAGUUCACUGUAGAUUCCAUUCCCACCAUCGGCUUCAACACGAAACGGGUCCAAAAGGGCCAUGUGACCCUCAAGUGCUGGGAUCUCGGGGGGCAGCCGCGGUUCCGACCGAUGUGGGAGCGGUACUGUCGUGGAGUGAAUGCGAUCGUUUAUAUUGUGGACGCAGCAGAUCGUCCGGCCUUGCCGGUGGCCACCGAGGAGUUGCACGACCUCAUGAAGAAGGAGACGCUCGAAGGAAUCCCGCUCUUGGUGCUGGGGAACAAGUCAGACUUACCAAAUAAAUUGUCGGUCGACGAGUUGAUCGAUGCGAUGAAUCUCAAAUCCAUCACCCAGCGCGAAGUGAGCUGCUAUGGGAUCAGCGCCAAAGAGGAAACGAACCUCGAUGCUGUUCUGCAUUGGUUGAUCGCGCGGGCCAGCCGAUGAGGAGAGAGACCGACCGACCGACAGCAGAGGCUGCCUGAGGAGCGUGGGGGGCGGGGGGGGAUCCCGUAGAGUGCAAACAAUGCGGCUCGCAGCCCAUAUAAUGAUGUGAAUGAUGUGAGACGUGAACCAGGCACAUUGAGUUUCAGCGAACCAUCUUGUCCGAUUUCAGCAACUCACUCCCUCCUGAUUUGAAUUUGGAUGGUUAUU